This is a messenger RNA of Symbiodinium pilosum, 647 nucleotides long. NCBI's taxonomy places the organism in Eukaryota, Dinophyceae, Suessiales, Symbiodiniaceae. The record is from the annotation of a GenBank genome assembly.
GAAGCGCUAAGCCUGCCAACCACACGAACAGCAUGAACGGCACCAAGCACGAGGAGCACGAGGAACAUGAGGAGCCGGAGUAUGUUGAUGCCACCGUCGCGGAGAUAGACCCAGAGGGCGAACUGGUCGCCAUGGAGACCGAUGUGUCAUGCGCCAGUGCAGAGAAGUCCGGUCGUGGCUGGUGGGUUGGUGGUGACAAGAUGUGGGGCAGCGGAAGAGGCAUCGAAAACGUCCACGGCAACAAUCUCGGAUACUACAACCAAGGCAUGGACGCAGCUCACUCGCGCUGCGGCGGGAGCAGCUGUGCCUUGAUCGUGAACCCCCCAGGCCACCGCAGCAUCAAUCAAUUCCACAUCCACUUUUUUCACUAUGCUGGCUAUGGAGCCAACCUCAAGGGCCGGCUCGAGAAGCGUGUCUGCGGGAGGAGUGGCUGGAAGAGCGGAGGCUUUCCCUGCCACGGCAAGGCCAUGUACGUCAGCGGCUGGCCUCGUGUCUUUUCCGUCGCGCUUGGAGGUGGUGGCAUGCACCACGCCAGCGUGAUUGCCUGGCCUGGAGCAUGUGGCCGCCGUGGAACCAUCAUUCAGCUGGCUUACGGCUGCAGCAUUGAGCACCAGAUCCGGGGGGAUUAUGACCCCUCCAAGCGAUAG